This is a messenger RNA of Zophobas morio, 687 nucleotides long. RefSeq lists its product as uncharacterized. The transcript has 6 exons. NCBI's taxonomy places the organism in Eukaryota, Metazoa, Arthropoda, Insecta, Coleoptera, Tenebrionidae. The coding region runs from base 112 to 675 and encodes 187 amino acids. The record is from RefSeq and is a predicted model, not a curated record.
CUGCAACCUGUUAGGUAAUCAUACUUGGUCCAAGCCUCGCAAGAUAACUUCUAUUAACAAAUAAAAAGCUUAUCAAGCCUUCUCCUCAUUAUCUGCUAAGAAUUUUGAAAAAUGCCAUUUUCCGUGAAAGAACAAUUCAAGGAAGCUCCAGAAACCUGGGACAUUAAUAUAUGUGAGACUUGUUACAAAACUCCGAAAAACUUCUUUUGGGCUUUUUUUUGUCCUCCAUGUGCCCAGUUUUAUCAAAGAAAAAGAAUACUUGGAGGCGACCUUGAGCGAUACACCUGCUGUGGAGGCGAAAUUUGUGCACCCUGCAUUUCUUGGACUGAUGGUUUGGUGAAAAAAGCACCAGAAUGUUGCUUGUGCACGGAAAUAUUGUGCUGUUUUUAUUGCUCUGUUGGAGCCAGUAGGAUAAUGCUGCAGAGAAAGUUCCAUAUAAGGAACACGAAAUUUGAAGAUUUUUUAUUGAUACUGGCCUUCAUUCUUUCUUAUGUAGUUAUGAUUCUAAGCAUCUUCUUUCCGAUUCCAAGAGAAGUUGACUGCCUCAUUGAUUGCUUUUACUGCUGCCUAUUUUCGUGCUUUCAAUCGCAACAAGAACAUGAGCUUGACGUGAGAGAAGAUCGUCAAAAGAGUUUUAAGCAUAAAGAAGCUAAUUCAGGAAUUGAACAAGUUUAAAAGAAAAUUUUA